UAGGACAGUCCACGGCUCGAACCCAUAAAUCCUCAGCACCGACCCAACAACAAAUGGUAAUAUCAACAACGAUAAACUACGACACAGCACCCCGUUAUCACAACUCUCUCCCCGCUGCCCCAGACGCUCCGGUGUGUGCCGGGACGGGGCGGGAGAGGACCAAGGGGGUGGCCCGCGGCUCCACAGCGUCCAUCAAGUGCCUGGUGGAGGCAGAGCCCGCUGAGGACAUCACGUGGUCGUGGGUCAGGAAGGGAGUGGACGGCACGAUGGAGGAGCUGCCCAACGAGGAUGUGCGGGUCGAUGGCUUGUCCUCCAGCAUCAUCGUCACGCCCACCACGCCCGAAGACUAUGGACGCUUCCUCUGCCGCGCCGCCAACAGCAUUGGGCGGCAGCGCGAGGCCUGUGUGAUGACCCUUGUUCCCGUGGGGCCGCCAGACACGCCCACAAACUGCUCUGUGUCCCCGGCAGACCCCAGCACGGUGCACGCCAGCCCCACCACCGCCGCCCUCACGGUCACCUGCUUCGAGGGCUUUGACGGCGGCCUCCCGCAGUACUUCACGCUGGAGACGUGGCAGGACAACGAUCUCGUCGCCAACAUGACCAGGUGAGAACGACACACCUGGCUCACUUCACACCUCAGGCGAUCACAGCAUGGAAAGAAUCACU
Molecule: messenger RNA, 666 nt
Organism: Eriocheir sinensis (Chinese mitten crab)
Lineage: Eukaryota; Metazoa; Arthropoda; Malacostraca; Decapoda; Varunidae
Product: nephrin-like
Exons: 1
Coding region: 54-608 (184 amino acids)
Source: RefSeq, a predicted model, not a curated record